AAUUCGGAAUCAGUUUUCUCUUGUAUUUCUGACAUAAAUCUGGUUAGAACCACAACACGAAAUUCUGACAAGACCUUGCAUAAAAAUCCAACAGUGAAUAUGCGUGCCUCUGUAUAUUGAUUACAGUCAAACGAAACUAAUUUAUAAAGAUGGGCACAGUUGAAAAUUGUGUUAAUUAUCGUGAAACAGUUUAAUGGACGGGCUGUGUAAAAUUUUUUGGGUGUUUCUGUGAAGAAAAAUUAUAAUUUGAAUUCUCAGUGAAUUCUUAGUGCUCAGACUUGGUGGUUCGACGAUCAGACAUUGUGACAGUGAUAUAUAUCUCGUAGACAAUGAAGAAGCUACUCUUUUCCGUUAUAUUAUCACAAAUGUUUAUCACAGCAUUUUCAAUAAAAUGCUAUCAAUGUAGUUCCAUGACCGACGAAGGAUGCGAUAGCUUAGCAACAUUCAGUCCACAUUUAACGGCCGCAUACUUUAAAGAAUGUGAAGAACUUGAUAAGUACAAUGGAUCAAAGCCUUUCUGUCGGAAGAACGAACUCGAAGUUAAAUAUCCCGAGAAGAUAAAACGUACGGUUCGAUCAUGCGGAUGGUUGAAAUCUCCCGCGACUCCUUUGAGUUGUACCAGCCGAGACUACGAUGGCCACAUUGAAGUCAAGUGUCAGUGUUUCGAGGACGGAUGUAACGGAUCGUCUCAAAUGGAAAUGUUUAGCCUGAUAACUUUGGCCGUUCUGAAUGUUUUAGUAUUUAUUGCUUGCAAUUGAUUUUUAAUUUUGAGAUAAGACUUUGCAGUAUGUUAUAGCCAUUGUUGCAUGUACUUGUACUGUACAUAGUUUAUUUAUAGGUAAAUUAAUAAAAACUUUCUGCCACUUUUUAAA
Molecule: messenger RNA, 872 nt
Organism: Bradysia coprophila
Lineage: Eukaryota; Metazoa; Arthropoda; Insecta; Diptera; Sciaridae
Biological process (GO): sleep; regulation of synaptic transmission, cholinergic; positive regulation of voltage-gated potassium channel activity
Source: RefSeq, a predicted model, not a curated record